AUGGCCGAAGCGAGCAGCGUCAACGUAGGUAGCGGCUGUGAAGAAAAAGGGCCCGAGGAAUUGUCUCAGGAAUCUGCGCGCCCCGGCACUAUCAUUUCGAGGGUGAAGCUUUUCGACACCAUGGUGGACACCUUCCUCCAGAAGUUGGUCGCUGCCGGGAGCUUCCAGAGGUUCACUGACUAUUACAAGAGCUUCUACCAGCUGCAGCCUGAGAUGACCCAGCGCAUCCAUGACAAGUUUGUAACUCAGCUGCAGACUUCUAUCCAGGAGGAAAUCUCUGAGAUCAAAGCUGAGGGAAACCUGGAAGCUGUCCUGAUUGCAUUGGACGCGAUUGUGGAAGAAAGCAAAGACCGCAAGGAGCCAGCCUGGCGCCCCAGUGGGAUCCCGGAGAAGGACCUGCGCAGCGCCAUGGGGCCCUACUUGCUGCAGCAGCGGGGGGCCCUGCAGCGUCGUGUGCAGAAGCAGGAGGCCGAGAACAGGCAGCUGGCGGACGCUGUCCUAGCUGGGCGCAGGCAGCUGGAGGAGCUGCAGCUGCAGGCCCAGGCCCGGCAGCAGGCCUGGCAGGCUCUACACAGAGAACAGAAGGAGCUGUUGGCCGUGCUAAAGGAGCCUGAGUGAGGAGGAGAGGGCCAGACCCAGGAGCAGAGGGCAGUCAAGGUCAAGGGCCUGUGGUCCAGGAUGCUGGGCCUGAGUGAGCUGCAUGUGAGAACAGUCCCUCAGCAGUGAUGGAAUCUGCUGGAGAAGGAAGUGUCUCCAUUGCUGUUGUACUUUGGGGCUCCUUGGUGUCAGAAACAUACACGACGUUCAGAUUCCUCCCGUUUUCUCCUAACUUGAGGACUCUUGGCCAGCUUCCGCCGUGGAAGGCAGGCCCUGUGCUUCCUCUCGUAUAGGUUUGGGCCAACCCGCCACCCUACCCCCCGACAGACACUGCCAGUUCCUGAGCCCGCCCUCGGACCUGGCUCAGGGACUCUGUUUCCAGUCUCCUGAUUGCCCCCUUGCUGGCCAGCCCCAGGGGCCCUUGCCAUGCUCUCCCCACAUCCGCAAAUAAACCUCCUCCACUACACUGUAA
This is a messenger RNA of Budorcas taxicolor (takin), 1069 nucleotides long. RefSeq names its product polyamine modulated factor 1 (gene PMF1). NCBI's taxonomy places the organism in Eukaryota, Metazoa, Chordata, Mammalia, Artiodactyla, Bovidae. Bases 1 to 618 code for a protein of 205 amino acids. The record is from RefSeq and is a predicted model, not a curated record. Gene Ontology annotation, biological process: chromosome segregation. The transcript is spliced from 5 exons. Gene Ontology annotation, cellular component: MIS12/MIND type complex.